AUGGAUGGAAAACGAUUAGCUUCUGGAGGUUUAGAUGGAAAGAUUCGAAUUUGGUCUAUUGAAACGCUGCGAAAGUACGCCAAGUUACUGCAAAACAGUGGAAAUGACGAUUCCUCGGCCGUUAAGACGGACCCAGAAGAAUGCAGAGAGUUGUCGUCGAUGUCGCGUCAUACGGGAGCAGUCACGUGUCUUCGAUUUUCUCCAAAUGGCCGUUUUCUAGCGUCUGGUUCGGACGACAGAAUACUUUUAAUUUGGGAACAUGAUGAAGAUACGUCUCGGCUACUCUUGCAGAAUCAACAGCAAGGUCUUGGAAAUGGAUUAGGCUCUGAAAAUACCGAAUUGGAGCACUGGACCGUUCGUAAGAGACUUGUAGCUCAUGAUAACGACAUCCAGGACAUGGCCUGGGCUCCGGAUUCGUCUAUCUUGGUCACCGUGGGAUUGGAUAGGUCGAUUAUUGUCUGGUCUGGAACCACCUUCGAGAAAAUCAAGCGUUUUGACAUCCAUCAGAGUCAUGUCAAAGGUGUAGUGUUUGAUCCGGCCAACAAGUACUUUGCUACCUGUUCUGACGAUCGAACUCUACGUAUAUUCCGCUAUAGACGAUCGUCUCCCACGGAUUUUAGCUUUUCAGUCGAAAGUGUCGUGACGAAUCCGUUCAAAAACACUCCUUUGACCACCUAUUAUCGUAGGUGUUCGUGGUCGCCUGACGGACAGUACAUUGCUGCACCUAAUGCCGUUAACGGUGGAAUGUGUUCUGUUGCCAUAGUUAAAAGAGGCUCGUGGAAGAGUGAUAUAUCGCUUUUGGGUCACGAACUACCCUGCGAGGUCUGCUCAUUCUCUCCAAGACUCUACCAGAUUGAUGGAUCAGGCCAGAAGGAACCGGAACUUACCACUGUGCUAGUCACAGGUGGUCAGGAUCGUUCUUUGGUACUCUGGGAUACAGCUUCUGCCGUCCCACUUGUUGUUGCACAUGAUUUGUGCAUGAAGACUAUAACAGAUGUGGCCUGGGAUCCUUCAGGACAACUGGUGUUCCUCAGUUCGCUUGACGGCUCAGUCACUGCUGUAUUUUUUGAUCAGGGAGAGUUGGGAAGACCCAUUCCCUUGGAUCAGAACUCCGCUCAGUUGCACAGAUAUGGUGCAGAUAGAGAAAGCAUGUAUUUUCCUGAAAGUGUUGAACAGUUGCAGCUUGAAGAGGCUGCCACCAAGUUCUCUGAAUCCCAUCCAGCUCACAAGCGGAUGGACAAGUUGAUGGGAGAUCAGACCCAUGAAGGCUUUGUGUCUUCUGGCUUUCCGUCCAUCCCAUCCACUGCCAAUAUUAUGGUGAACACGCUUGUUCCACGGUCUAAGAAGCAUCCCAAUAGACGACUACCGGUAACUGUAUCCAAAAAGAAACCCAUUCUUACUGCGUCAUCCCAGAAGGUUCAGAUCACCAAAUCAGGUAAGAGAAGACUCACACCAAUGCUCAUUUCGACCACCUCAGCUGUAACCAAGCCUACAGUGGCUUCACAGAAGAAACAUCCGAAGUCAACUCCCAAGUUCCUCUCUCAUCCUUCCCUCCGAAUGCCUAGAUUGGGUCUACAGACGAUGGUAUCCUGUAUUAGAGACAACCUGAUCUACGAGAAGUCUAAAGGCUUAGAAGAUAGUUCCGAAACAGAUAUCGAUCACAUCACUGGGGCCCAAGCAGGUCCUAAAAAACGAUCAUCUUCUCGAUCUCAAUACUCUCGUCGUAAGAGAUCAGUGGAAUAUCCUUCUUACAUGACUAGCUGUAUUACUACACCGUUUACUGUAUUUACAGACAUGAAGAAUCAACCCAGUAUCAUACUACAACAGAAACCAGACUCCAACGGUGAUCCAUUUGGCUCUGUCAUGGAGAUAAGAAACGAAUCUGAUGAAAGGGAUGGUAAUAAUGGAUCGACAUUUGAUGAAUUCGACUCCAUAUCGAAAUUAUUUGUUACUAAUGGUCAGAAAACGGCAUUCCAGUACUUCAAAAAUGACAAAGUGACGAAUGUCACCGAGUCGAAGUUUGGUUCUGUCGACUACUGGGCUCUAUCUACUGAUAAGGGAUCUAUUAUCAUCCUUUCCAAGACGGGAAGACAGCUUAGACCAUCGAUAGAACUCGGUUCCAGUCUUACACACCUUAUUUCUCGUGAGAAUUUCCUUCUGACUGUAACCAACAAUGGACUAGUCUAUUCCUGGGAUCUUGAAAGCGGUAAAAUCAUCCUGGAAGGGGUCUCAUUGGCCCCUAUAGUGAACCAAUUUGCUCAGUUCGAACAUCACAAACAUAAAUUCGAAAAUAAUGCCAAAAUAUUGGAGUUACACUUGUUCAAGAAUGGUUUACCUCUCAUCCUUUUGAGCAAUGACUACAUUUAUCUGUUUGAUGCGGAUUUAUGCUGUUGGGUAAACGUCCUAGAACCGUGGUAUCUACAAACUCUUAGCUACGAUGAACUUAAACAGUACAUGAAUUCCAGCAAUAGGUUGCUGAGAGUACUGGGUGCAAGAAUUCUAGGGGAAAGAAACGGGUUACGGACCAAAACCUCCCAAUGCUCAGAAACAAUUCAUUCAUGUGCUACGAAAUCCUUUGCAUUUAUUCAGAAAUGCUUCCAAGAACGUGCAGAAAACAAUUGA
This is a messenger RNA of Brettanomyces nanus, 2622 nucleotides long. RefSeq lists its product as uncharacterized. The record is from RefSeq and is a predicted model, not a curated record. Lineage: Eukaryota; Fungi; Ascomycota; Pichiomycetes; Pichiales; Pichiaceae. Bases 1 to 2622 code for a protein of 873 amino acids. The transcript has a single exon. Gene Ontology annotation, biological process: regulation of DNA-templated transcription; chromatin remodeling; DNA-templated transcription. Gene Ontology annotation, molecular function: nucleosome binding; protein binding. Gene Ontology annotation, cellular component: nucleus; HIR complex.